Messenger RNA from Macrosteles quadrilineatus (aster leafhopper), 1687 nucleotides. RefSeq names its product selenocysteine lyase-like. The record is from RefSeq and is a predicted model, not a curated record. NCBI's taxonomy places the organism in Eukaryota, Metazoa, Arthropoda, Insecta, Hemiptera, Cicadellidae. The coding region runs from base 113 to 1309 and encodes 398 amino acids. The transcript has 8 exons.
AUUUUUUUAGUAAUUGUUUUGUAAUAGGCCUAGGAUAGUAACUUACAUUAACCAUAACCACGUUUAAGUUACCACAGCCCUACACACAAACGUAAAUUUAUUUUGCUCAGCAAUGAAAGAUGAAAGUAUAAUAUAUCUGGACUACAACUCCACGACUCCCGUUGCCUCUGAGGUAGUGUCAGCUAUAACGGAGAGCCUCCAGCGAGACUGGGCCAAUCCUAGCUCGGCCUCCGCUGCCGGACAUCGUGCCAGAGAGACCAUUCAUCGUGCUAGAGCCGCUGUCGCUCGUCUUGUCAAUGCAGCUGAUGCAGCUGACAUUGUAUUUACCUCCGGGGGAACCGAGAGUAACAACAUGGCGAUUCACAGUACUGUAGAGUGGGGAAGACAAUUCAUCACAACCCCUCAUGUUGUCAUGUCCAAUGUAGAGCAUGUGGCCACUGUGGAGCCUGUCAGGAGACUAGCUGACAAAGGGGUUAUAAGCUACACAGAGGUUGCUGUCAACAGUGAUGGCUGUCUGGAAGCUGCAGAUGUAGUGGCUGCUGUCAAACCAGACACUGUUCUGGUCUCUGUCAUGAUGGCCAAUAACGAGACUGGAGUUGUGUUUCCCAUUAGAGAAAUAGCAAGGCUGUUGAAGAGAGUAAAUGACAGCUGCAAACACAAAGUGUGGCUCCAUGUAGACGCAGCACAAGCAGUGGGCAAACUACCAGUUGAUGUGCGUUAUCUGCAAGUGGAUUACCUGACCAUAGUAGGCCAUAAGUUCUAUGGUCCACGUAUUGGUGCUCUUUACGUCCACCGCAAUCUGGGUGCCCCUGUCACCCCUGUGGUAUGGGGAGGAGGACAAGAGGCUGGGCUGAGACCUGGUACUGAGAAUACCCCUAUGAUAGCUGGGCUGGGCCAGGCUGCUACCCUGGUGGUGGAUAACCUUCAGACAUACACUGACACUAUGAGAAACACCAGAGAUUACCUUGUAAAACAACUUCAGGAGCAGACAGGCUGUGUGGUGAACUGCUGCCAAUCACCUCGUCUGCCCAACACUGCUAGUAUGUCUUGGUCCCAGUGUACACUCAGUGGUAGUGAACUGUUAGCUCAGUGUCCCACACUGGUCGCCAGCACUACUGCAGCUUGUCACGACCAGACGCAACUCUCAUCGGUACUACUAGCUUCUGGUGUACCUGAGAAUUUGGCUUAUUCAACUAUAAGGCUCAGUGUCGGCAGAGAGACAACUUGUGCGGAUAUUGACAAAGCUGUUGAGGAACUUGUGAAGGCCUUGAAACAAACUACCAGUACUGAAUCUUCCAUAUCUUCAUAGCUACCUAGUAAUGUGUACUGCUUUUGGGUGAAAAUUAGUGUUUUGUUUUCGGUAUUUUUGUUUUUAAGUACAGUGUUAGAAGCUGUGAGAUAACUUGUUUACCCACCAUUUACUUCACAAUACAAUUUCUAAUCUUGAUUUUAAAUUACCUCAAUAAUUAAAGGGGGACUUUACAUUGACGUAGCUGCUACUUUUCUUUUUGUCAGUCAUUGACUUGGGAUACUGCAAGUAUACUUUGUAUCCUAUUUUAAAAUCUGAUGCCUUUUUUGACGUUGUUUCAUGCUUGCUCUUGUUUGUGUUUCCUGAUGAUGGCAAAAUGUUUACCCUUAUUUUCAAAAUUAAUACUUUAAUAAUCAAUAAAAUAAGUGAAAAUACUUA